Oikopleura dioica is the source of this 294-nucleotide messenger RNA. The record is from the annotation of a GenBank genome assembly. NCBI's taxonomy places the organism in Eukaryota, Metazoa, Chordata, Appendicularia, Copelata, Oikopleuridae.
AUGGAGCCCGUCACGAUAGGUGUCUGGAGCAUUUAUGGAGCGUUUUUCGCAUUGCUGAUGGUAGUAGCAGGAGUUUCAUGCUAUGCAAAAAGACAGCUUGCCAAAAGAGGUGUUGUGAAUCCGAUCCAUCCGGCUUCCACUGAGCCCUUUUCUGACCCUGGAAUUGAAAUAUUCUGUGAUGAGGAAGAUGAAGUCAUCUGGAGUGUUGAAAAUCCUCUUAGAAUCAACGAAGACAACGAAAACGAAGCCAUGGAGAAAAGCUCAGAAGAUCAAAAGCUGAAGACUGAAGCCUAA